AUGGCCAGCUCAGCCCGCGAACACCUGCUCUUCGUGCGCCGUCGCAACCCACAGCUCCGGUACACCCUGAGCCCCGAGAACCUGCAGAGCCUGGCCUCUCAGGGCCCCAUGCCUGAGAACAUGAACUUGCAGCGUGCCAACAGUGAUACCGAUUUAGUGACCUCAGAUAGCAGGUCCAGUUUGACAGCCAGCAUGUACGAAUACACCUUGGGACAGUCUCAGAACCUCAUCAUUUUCUGGGAUAUUAAGGAAGAAGUAGAUCCAACUGACUGGAUAGGACUUUAUCACAUAGAUGAGAACUCUCCAGCCAAUUUUUGGGAUUCCAAGAAUCGGGGAGUGACUGGCACGCAAAAAGGACAAAUUGUAUGGCGAAUUGAACCUGGCCCCUACUUCAUGGAAUCUGAAAUAAAGAUCUGUUUUAAAUACUACCAUGGUGUUAGUGGAGCCCUCCGAGCUACUACUCCAUGUAUCACUGUGAAAAACCCUGCUGUGAUGAUGGGAGUAGAAGGCACGGAUGAAGGUGCUUCUGGAGCCCAGCACUCCAGGAAAUUGGUCAGCUUUACCCUAUCAGAUAUUAGAGCAGCUGGACUUAAAAAGGGCAUGUUCUUCAACCCUGAUCCUUAUCUCAAGAUGUCCAUUCAGCCGGGCAAGAAAAGUACAUUUCCUACGUUUGCUCACCAUGGCCAGGAAAGAAGGUCGACUAUUGUCAGUAACACAACUAAUCCUGUUUGGCACAGAGAGAAAUAUUCUUUUGUUGCACUUCUAACAGAUGUCCUGGAAAUUGAGGUUAAAGACAAAUUUGCCAAGAGUCGUCCGAUCAUCAAGCGCUUCCUUGGGAAGUUAACCAUACCUGUUCAGAGACUGUUGGAGAGACAUGCAAUUGGAGACCAGGUUCUCAGCUAUAAUCUUGGCAGAAGGCUCCCAGCUGAUCAUGUUAGUGGGUAUCUCCAAUUCAAAGUGGAAAUCACAUCUUCUGCUCAUGAAGAUGCUUCACCAGAAACAGUUGGCACUUUGCUAGGAACAAACUCUGUAAAUGGAGACUUGGGGAGCCCUUCUGAUGAUGAGGACAUGCCAGCAGGACAUCAUGAUACAUCCACGGUGUGUUCCAAUGGCCCAGUCUUUGAGGAAUCUUCUGGAGACACAAUCCUGAGACACUCUUUAAGGACUAGUAGGACUCUAGAGACAGACCAGGAUGAGCUGACCUCUGGUGCUUCAAGAUCAUCCCCUCCCAGAGGCCGCCAGGACUCACUCAAUGACUAUCUCGAUGCCAUAGAACACAACAACCAUCCCAGACCAGGGACAUCUGCCUGCAGCGACCGUCCUCGAGGAGCCUCCCCAAAACUGAGGAGUAGCUUCCCUACUGACACAAGACUUAAUGCUAUGCUUCACAUUGACUCGGAUGAAGAGGAGCACGAGCUGCAUCAAGACCUGGGUUUUCCAUCUUCUUUGGAAGAUGAUGGUGGUUUAGUAAUGCUUAGUGGUGCUACCAGAAACGUUGGAAAAAAUGAAGUAAGUUCCUCAUCAGAUCAGGUAAUGCCAGGGCCUGCAGGGAGCAAAAGGGUUUCAGCCUCUGAUGAUGCUCCUUUGCCAUCAACUGAUGACCAGCAAGAUGCUCUCCCAGAGCUUCCAGCUCCGGAGGAAGGAGGUGAAAGCCUCCGGGGUUCUCAGGGGGAAGGCGCGGCGGAGCAGGCCGGCGGCGAGUGCCCUGCUCCUCCGCAGGCAGAGCAGGCUCCCGGCAGCGCGGACCCGGGAGCUGCGGAAGCCGCAGGGGGGGGCAGGAGGGGCGGCAGCGAAGCCGAGUCCAUUGACCAAGGCUCGGAGCCUUCCCAGCUGUCGUCAGAGACGGAGCAGAGCGAUCCCGCUCGCACCGAGAGCGUCAGCGAGGCCAGCACCCGGCCCGAGGGCGAGAGCGACGCCGAGGGCGCCGACAGCUCCUGCAACGAGAGCGCGACCGUGCGCCGCUCCUCCGUGGAAGCGCGCUGCUCCUCCUGCGAGAGCGCACCGCGUCCCGAAACUCCAGCCUUCUCCUCUCAGGAGGAAGAGGAGGGAGCCUCUGCCCCCGAGGCAGCCGCGGCAGAGCCGGGUGCCGAGGCGCAGGACUCUGCGAGCGCCGAUGUCUCUCUGCCUGCGGUGCAGUUACCUCAGGAGGAGGCGCCCGAGGCUGAGGCGGGUGAGCUGCAGGACCAAGAGGAAGCAGAAGAGAUCUGGCAGAGAAGAAGAAGCCUGCAGGCAGCAGCUGCCCAGAGCCAGUGUCAGGAUGAAGAAAUGGAGGGAGCACAGGCAGCUUGUGAGGGUGCCGCAGCACAGCUCGAAGGAGCUGUCGGAGGUUCUCCUGCCAAUGGCCAUCAGCCCUUGAGGUCCCUGCCGUCGGUGCGUCAGGAUGUUAGCCGGUACCAGAGGGUGGAUGAGGCUCUGCCACCAAACUGGGAGGCUCGCAUUGACAGCCACGGACGGAUUUUUUACGUGGACCACGUGAACAGGACAACAACAUGGCAGCGACCCACAGCUCCCCCAGCCCCACAGAUUCUCCAGAGGUCCAAUUCCAUUCAGCAGAUGGAACAGCUCAAUCGCCGGUACCAGAGCAUCCGAAGAACAAUGACAAAUGACAGGCCUGAAGAGCACACAAAUGCCGUGGAUGGAGCUGCAGAGGAAGCUGAAUUUCACCAUUCUAAUUCAGAUUUUCGAAGAGAGAAUGUGCUGCCUCACUCUACCUCCAGAUCCAGGCUUACUUUAUUGCUCCAGUCUCCCCCUGUGAAAUUCCUUAUCAGCCCAGAGUUCUUUACAGUGCUGCAUUCUAACCCUAGUGCCUACCGCAUGUUUACAAAUAACACGUGUCUGAAGCACAUGAUCACCAAAGUCCGGCGGGACACCCACCACUUCGAGCGCUACCAGCACAACCGGGAUCUCGUGGGCUUCCUCAACAUGUUUGCCAACAAACAGCUGGAGCUGCCGAGGGGCUGGGAGAUGAAACACGACCAUCAGGGCAAGGCUUUCUUUGUGGACCACAACUCGCGCACCACGACGUUCAUCGACCCACGGCUGCCCCUGCAGAGCAGCAGGCCCACCAGUGCGCUGGUCCAUCGGCAGCACUUGACUCGGCAGCGCAGCCACAGUGCUGGGGAGGUCGGAGAGGACUCCCGUCAUUCAGGACCCCCAGUUUUGCCAAGACCAUCCAGCACAUUGAACACAGUCAGCAGAGCUCAGUACCAGGAUGUGGUUCCAGUGGCUUACAAUGACAAGAUAGUUGCAUUUUUACGGCAGCCCAAUAUUUUUGAAAUUCUACAAGAGCGUCAACCAGAUCUUACUAGGAAUCAUUCACUCAGGGAGAAGAUCCAGUUCAUCCGGACAGAGGGAACACCUGGGCUGGUGCGCUUAUCCAGUGAUGCAGACCUUGUCAUGUUACUCAGCUUGUUUGAGGAGGAAAUAAUGUCAUAUGUGCCACCACAUGCCUUACUUCAUCCUAGUUAUUGCCAGUCCCCGAGAGGCUCGCCGGUGUCUUCGCCUCAGAACUCUCCAGGUACUCAGCGUGCCAAUGCCCGAGCUCCAGCUCCCUACAAAAGAGAUUUUGAAGCCAAGCUGAGGAACUUCUACAGGAAGUUGGAGACUAAAGGAUAUGGACAAGGCCCAGGGAAACUGAAAUUAAUCAUCCGGAGAGAUCACUUGCUAGAAGAUGCCUUUAACCAGAUCAUGGGCUACUCAAGAAAAGACCUGCAGAGAAAUAAACUCUAUGUCACGUUUGUUGGGGAAGAAGGGUUGGACUACAGUGGACCAUCAAGAGAGUUCUUUUUCCUGGUGUCCAGGGAGCUCUUCAAUCCAUAUUAUGGUUUGUUUGAAUAUUCAGCCAAUGAUACCUACACAGUACAAAUAAGUCCCAUGUCUGCUUUUGUAGACAAUCACCAUGAAUGGUUCAGGUUUAGUGGUCGAAUUCUUGGUCUUGCUCUGAUACAUCAGUAUUUGCUGGAUGCCUUUUUUACAAGACCCUUUUAUAAAGCCCUUCUCCGAAUACUCUGUGACCUGAGUGACCUGGAAUAUCUGGAUGAGGAGUUUCACCAGAGUUUGCAGUGGAUGAAAGACAAUGAUAUACAUGAUAUCCUAGAUCUCACAUUUACUGUAAAUGAAGAAGUUUUUGGGCAGAUCACAGAACGGGAACUAAAGCCAGGAGGUGCCAAUAUCCCAGUCACUGAAAAGAACAAGAAAGAAUAUAUAGAGAGAAUGGUGAAAUGGAGGAUUGAGAGAGGAGUUGUACAACAAACAGAAAGUCUAGUUCGUGGUUUCUAUGAGGUGGUUGAUGCAAGGCUGGUGUCUGUAUUUGAUGCCAGAGAACUGGAACUGGUUAUAGCUGGAACAGCAGAAAUUGACUUGAGUGAUUGGAGAAAUAACACAGAGUACAGAGGAGGUUAUCAUGACAAUCACAUUGUAAUUCGGUGGUUCUGGGCUGCUGUAGAAAGGUUCAACAAUGAACAACGACUAAGACUUUUACAGUUUGUCACAGGCACGUCCAGCAUUCCCUACGAAGGCUUUGCCUCUCUCCGGGGGAGCAACGGGCCCAGGCGCUUCUGCGUGGAGAAGUGGGGCAAGAUCACUGCUCUUCCAAGGGCUCACACUUGUUUCAAUCGUCUGGACCUUCCCCCUUACCCAUCAUUCUCUAUGUUAUAUGAAAAACUGUUGACAGCGGUAGAAGAGACAAGUACUUUUGGACUUGAGUGA
This is a messenger RNA of Cinclus cinclus, 4707 nucleotides long. RefSeq names its product HECT, C2 and WW domain containing E3 ubiquitin protein ligase 2 (gene HECW2). The transcript is spliced from 28 exons. Lineage: Eukaryota; Metazoa; Chordata; Aves; Passeriformes; Cinclidae. The record is from RefSeq and is a predicted model, not a curated record. Gene Ontology annotation, biological process: regulation of dendrite morphogenesis. Gene Ontology annotation, molecular function: ubiquitin-protein transferase activity; protein binding. The coding region runs from base 1 to 4707 and encodes 1568 amino acids.